AUGCCCAUCGAGCCUCUCGAUCUCAUAGUAGAAGAAGAACAUCCCAAGGUCCGCACAAGGCUGCGUCUUUAUGCCAUCUUAUCAGCUCUCUAUUCCUGUACAUUCCAGCUCGCCCUCUUCAUAGCCGCCCUCGACCAGACCAUCGUAGCCAUCUCCAUCCCCACCAUCUGCGCCGACCUGCACUCGGCCUCAGGCUAUGUCUGGAUAGGCGGCGCCUACCUCCUGGCCAAUGCCGCCACAGGACCCAUCUGGGCCAAAUGCAGCGACAUCUGGGGCCGCAAGCCCGUGCUCCUCCUGGCGGUGCUCCUCUUCGCCGCCGCCAGCAUGAUCGCGGCCCUGAGCACCACCAUGGCCAUGCUGAUUGUCGCCCGUGCCCUGCAGGGGGUGGCCAGCGGGGGUUUGAUGCAGCUGGUGACCAUCACCAUCUCGGACCUCUUCAGCGUGCGCAAGCGGUCGCUGUACCUGGGCUUCAUCGGCUUCGUGUGGGCGCUGGCGGGCUCCUCGGGCCCGCUGAUCGGCGGCGCCUUCACCCAGUUCAGGAGCUGGCGGUGGUGUUUCUGGAUCAACCUGCCCAUCUCGGGCGUCACGCUGGUCCUGCUGCUCCUGUUCCUGGACGUGCACAACCCGCGCACCAAGCUGGGCGACGGCGUCCGGGCCGUGGACUGGCUGGGGACCCUCUCGAUCCUGGCCGUGACCCUGUUGCUCUUCGUCGGGCUGGACUUUGGCGGCGCCAUCUUCCCCUGGAACAGCCCCAAGGUCGUCUGCCUGCUGGUGUUUGGCACCCUGAUGAUCGGCUUCUUCCUGUUCAGCGAGCAGCGCCUGGCCAGGUACCCGCUCAUGCCGCUCGCCGUGUUCAGGAGCUGGUCCAACAACGCCAUCUUCCUCGUCGCCUUCCUGCACGGCAUGGUCAUCCUCGGCUACGAGUACUACCUCCCUCUGUACCUCCAGAGCGUGAAGCAGGCCUCGCCUCUGCACAGCGGCCUUCUCAUCCUCCCCCUGGUCGUCACGCAGGCCACGUUCGAGAUCGUCGCCGGCGUCAUCAUCCACCGCACAGGCCGCUACAGGGAGACCAUCUGGACGGGCGUCACCAUCAUGACCAUCGGGUCAGGGCUGUAUAUCACCUUCGGCGUCGACACGUCCGUGGCCCAGAUCCUCGGGCUGGAGAUCAUGGGCGGCCUGGGCCCUGCGCUGCUGUUCCAGGGCCCCAUGGUCGCGAUCCAGACCACGGUCAGCCAGAGCGACACGGCCGCGGCCACAGCGUCGCUGGGGUUCAUACGGAGCCUUGCCAUGGCGCUGUCUGUCGUGGUCGGCGGCGUGGUCUUCCAGAACAGCAUGGACGCGCAGCAGGCGUCUCUUGCCGCGGCUGGGGUCAGCGAGUCGGUCCUCGAGGCGCUGUCCGGGAGCCAGGCGGCCGCCAACGUCGACAUCACGCAGUCGAUCCAGGAUCCCUCGCAGCGGGCGGCGGUCCUGGAGGCUUUUGCCUCGAGUAUGCGCAAUAUGUUUAUCAUGUACACCUGCUUGGCCGCUCUUGCUAUGGUGGCCAGCACGAUGAUCAAGCACCGGAAGCUGAAUACCGAGCACACCGAGACCAAGACGGGGAUACAACAGUUGACCAAGGUGGCGAGGAGGAGGAGAAGUGAGCAGUAG
Messenger RNA from Cryphonectria parasitica EP155, 1647 nucleotides. RefSeq names its product MFS general substrate transporter. The record is from RefSeq and is a predicted model, not a curated record. The transcript is spliced from 2 exons. Lineage: Eukaryota; Fungi; Ascomycota; Sordariomycetes; Diaporthales; Cryphonectriaceae. Gene Ontology annotation, molecular function: transmembrane transporter activity. Gene Ontology annotation, biological process: transmembrane transport. Bases 1 to 1647 code for a protein of 548 amino acids.